Messenger RNA from Cuscuta campestris, 1246 nucleotides. The record is from the annotation of a GenBank genome assembly. NCBI's taxonomy places the organism in Eukaryota, Viridiplantae, Streptophyta, Magnoliopsida, Solanales, Convolvulaceae.
CUUUCGGUUGUCGGGUUUGGUUUUUGGCAUCCGAACCAACCAAGUGGUUUUCAGCAUUUUAUGAUCUGCUUUCACUCUUUGGCAUGUUUAAACGGUUCUCCAACAAAAACACUUUGAAAACCAUCUCUCGUUUUUAGUCGUUUGACAAAAACCACGCAAAACGGCGUAAACUUGGCUAGCCGUGGUUUUUAAUCAAAUGAAGUGAUUUUUAAAGUGUCUCACUUGAUUUCUUAGCCAAAUACAUCAAAUAAGUGUUUUAAACACUUGGUUUUUAUUUUGGAGAACCUUGGAUUUUUCGGUCGGUUUUUGCAUCGGUUGGCUAGGCCGUGGUUAAGGCAAAAACCACAGGAAUUGUUUUUGAAUGCAUUUAAAUGUUUCUCCAAUCAAAAAAUCAUGAAAACCACCUUUUGGUUUUGUCUUUUGGUAAAAACCACCCGUGUACGGCAUUGACUUGGUCAUUCGUGGUUUUUACCUUAACGACGUGGUUUUCAACAUACAAAGCUUAUUUUGACAUCAAAAUACAUUAAAUAAGUGUUUUAAACACUUAGUUUUUACUUUGGAGAACUUUGCAUUUUUCGGUCGGGUUUGAGUGCCGGUCGGCUAAGCCAUGGUUCUGGACUAGCCAUCUACCCAGCGAUGGUAGAUUUCACCCAUGCAUGGGAAAGUGAUCCCGGGAUUCCAGAAUCAUUUCACCCAGCGAUGGGAGAUAUUACCCAUCGAUGGGUAAGCAGCCUUCAGCCCAAUUGAAUUCCAGAACCAUGCCAAACAACGAUGGGAAGCUCUACCCAUCGAUGUUCAAGCCUUGGUCCAACAUUAUUACAAGGCAGAAUGCCCUUACCCAGCGAUGGGAAGCUUUACCCAUCGAUGGGAACCCAGCGAUGGGAAGGCUUAACCAUCGAUGGGAAGGCAUGACCGUUGUGAGUCAUUUAAGGCUGAUUCUUUCCUUGUUUGAAAGUCAACCUCCCACCCAGCGAUGGGAAGCAUUUACCCAUCGAUGGGUAGGUGACCGUUGGCUUCAAAACUGAAGGAAAUUUGGCUUACCAGCGGUGGGUGAGUCUAAACAUCGAUGGGAAGCCAAUAUCCUGCAGAUCCCAAAUUUAUUCAAUCCCAUAAAUCAAGCCAAUCACCCCUUUAAUGUAUUGGUCCGUUGGAGCCUUUUUUGGCACUAUAAAAAGGGGUGUUUGGGUCUGCUUUACACAUCAAUUCACUUCACUUUAUUCAUAUUAUCAUUGCAUCCAAACAACAU